This is a messenger RNA of Zootermopsis nevadensis, 2517 nucleotides long. RefSeq names its product Sugar baby transporter (gene Sugb). NCBI's taxonomy places the organism in Eukaryota, Metazoa, Arthropoda, Insecta, Blattodea, Termopsidae. Gene Ontology annotation, cellular component: membrane. The record is from RefSeq and is a predicted model, not a curated record.
GCUCACUGAAGUUUCACACUAUAUAGUUCUGGUAUGCUCUGCGGCUCGUAUUAUCUGUGCUAUAUAGUUGGCCUGCAUGUAGAUGAAAUUGCUGGUGGAGGUAUGAACCAAGGCGAGUAGAAGGUGAUUUUUCGUUUUUCGGGGAUCUUCUAAAUGGGUUGAGAGUGUGGAAUAAAUUUUAAGAAACCUGUGAGCCUCUAGCAAUAGUGUACUACCUGAACAAUUACAUCGCUUGUCAUCAAUAGGUAUACUUUGCAUAUGUUGAUAUGAGAACCAUGCUGUGAAGUUGGUUUCUUAUUUCUCCCAUCUGUCUUAUGGAGUUUUCUGUUGAAACAAAGGGAUUCUAGUCCAGUUUCUGUGACCAAGACUUGUAUAAUUUAGAAGACUGAUUACAAUAGACAUACAUAUACAUAUAUUCUUUUCAGAAUGGUGAAUCUAAAAGUCAAUUUGGACUUCCUGCCAUUGAAAGGUCAAUACUUCUUGUGGAAUGCUGGCACAGCACCGGUUGUUCCAUUCUUGCCAAUCUAUGCUCGUCAGCUGGGUUUUUCGAGCACAAUUGUGGGUAUGAUCUACACAGUACUUCCAAUCACAGGAAUGUUGGCUAAGCCAGUAUUUGGUGCAAUAGCUGAUCAUUAUCGGCUUCAAAAGACCCUCUUUCUGGCAUUCCAGAUCAUUACAGCAAUUAGCUUCUUUGUGAUUCAAUAUAUACCAGAGAUUCAAACUGAGACUACAUCCUCUCAGGCCAUGUUGGACUGUGAUGCUCUUACUUACUUCAAGAUAUGUAGUAAUGAUACAAACAACUGCGCUGCAGCUCGCUUAAUGGCUGAAACAUCAAACAAUGGUACUAUAUUAUGUGAGUUGGAAUGUGCAGCAGAUGCUGGGUUCACAAAGGAAGUCUGUGAAGUCUGGAAUGUUUCACAGUAUUGUAAUUUGAUGAAUGACAUUAACUUGCUGCAGUUUGAUGCUGAAGUACCCUUGAGCCAUACCUUACAGACAUCAUCAGAGCAGACUGGUUCAUGCCUGCAUUUCAGAGUGCAUCGUGCAUUCAUUGGAUCUUCAUUUCAUGUACCUUACUGCAGGAACCUAACUACAACACCAUGCAGAGUUCAGUGCAGAGAUCCUGCUGUCAAUGAGGUGUUCAGGGAGCCUGCUGUGAAUGACGUGAACGUUGCAGAUUUCUACCAGUUUUGGCUCUUCUUUCUCCUCAUGGUUUUCAGCUGGGUCAGCAUGGCUGUUGUUGUGUGUGUGGGUGAUGCAAUUUGUUUUGAGAUGUUGGGAGACCAGUCUUCUCGUUAUGGACACCAGCGACUCUGGGGUGCUGUUGGGUGGGGAAUAUUUGCUAUAAUCUCAGGCUUUCUUGUAGAUGAAUUGAGCAAGGGGCGUGCUCAAAAGGACUACACAGUUGUCUUCUAUCUAAUGCUCUUCAUGUUGAUACUUGAUGUUAUUGUGUCCUCAAGACUUAAGCACAGCCAGACAAAAUUAUCGACCAGUAUAGUGCGAGAUGUGGGGAAGCUUCUUACUGAAAUAAGAAUUGUGAUUUUUAUGCUCUGGUGCGUAGCUGUUGGACUAUCCACCGGUCUACAGUGGAACUUCCUUUUCUGGCAUCUGGAGGAUCUGGCAACUACAGAAGGUUGUGACAUGCUGCACUGGAUGAAGACAAUUGAAGGUCUUGUGAUGGGUGUACAGUGUUUUGGUGGAGAACUGCCAUUCCUCUUUCUGUCUGGUCGUAUUCUUCGUAAAAUUGGGCAUGUACAUGCCAUGUCGCUUGUCCUCUUUGCAUUUGGUAUACGAUUUAUCAUAUACUCUAUUCUCAAGAAUCCCUGGUGGUGCCUUCCAGUGGAACUCUUUCAGGGAUUCACAUUCGGAUUAUUUUAUGCGACAAUGACAUCAUAUGCCAGCGUAGUGGCUCCUCCUGGCACAGAGGCCACUGUUCAGGGAACUGUGGGGGCAGUGUUUGAAGGAGUUGGUGUGUCUGUAGGCAGUCUGCUAGGAGGUAUACUGUAUGACAAGUUUGAUGGGGCAACAACAUUCCAAAUUUAUGGUAUAGUCUCACUGGGCUUGUUUGUUGUACAUUUCCUGGUGCAGAUCAUCAUAGGCAGGAAGAGAGAAGGCAGUGAGCAGGCUAGAGAUUCUGGUUCAUCAGCACGGUAUGCAGCUCCCAAUGAAGCACUUGACAUGAUGGAUGAUAUGCAGGAGCUGACACCAUCAUGAAAAUGGUUUUAUCUCUGCCUUUGGAAUGUACUUGAGGUUAAUAAUUCAAUGUAAUAUUGAUAUUAUUAUAACUCUUUGCAUCUGACAUCAGUUGCACUGAACUGCUUACAACAGGGUUUCUCGUCCUCUUACUCUUGCUGUUGAACUCUCGAAUACUAGAAACCAGAUGAAUAUUACUGGUAUCAGUAUUCAGAGCAUCAUGUUCAUUCUGUAAUGGUGGUCAGUAUUAAGGCAUUUCAAAUUUGUUGUUUUUCUUGUACUAGAUGUAUAUUAUUUUAUGAUAUAAAUUUGGUUAUACUUAAAAUG